Lutra lutra (Eurasian river otter) is the source of this 3059-nucleotide messenger RNA. It is a transcript of the gene SHH, whose product is annotated as sonic hedgehog signaling molecule. Gene Ontology annotation, molecular function: calcium ion binding; patched binding. Lineage: Eukaryota; Metazoa; Chordata; Mammalia; Carnivora; Mustelidae. Gene Ontology annotation, biological process: cell fate specification; regulation of gene expression; multicellular organism development. Bases 290 to 1663 code for a protein of 457 amino acids. The transcript is spliced from 3 exons. The record is from RefSeq and is a predicted model, not a curated record.
GUCUUUUGAUUGCUGUCUUCAGCCCCAACUCCGAUGUGUUCCGUUAUCGGCGACCAGCAGCCUGCCGUGCCAGCCCCCGUCUGGGUGGGGAUCGGUGGCCAGUCUCCCGCAGCCGCGGCGGGCGAGGUUAUAUAGGAAGAGAAAGAGCCAGGCAGAGAGCGAGGGAGCCAGCAGCGGGCCGAGCGAGGAAGGGAGAGCGCAAGCCCCGGCGCACAGGCACACGCGCUCGCACCCGCGCACACAGCCCCGCGCGGGGACGGCGUGGAAGGCGCUGGGCGCCGCGGACAAGAUGCUGCCGCUGGGGAGACGUCUGCUGGCGGUGCUCGUCUCCGCGCUGCUGCUGUGCCCGGGGCUGGCGUGCGGACCCGGCAGGGGAUUUGGGAAGAGGCGGCACCCCAAAAAGCUGACCCCUUUAGCCUACAAGCAGUUUAUCCCCAACGUGGCUGAGAAGACCCUCGGGGCCAGUGGAAGAUAUGAAGGGAAGAUCUCGAGAAACUCGGAGCGAUUUAAGGAACUCACCCCCAAUUACAACCCCGACAUCAUAUUUAAGGAUGAAGAAAACACAGGAGCGGACCGGCUGAUGACUCAGAGGUGUAAGGACAAGCUGAAUGCCUUGGCCAUCUCGGUGAUGAACCAGUGGCCCGGCGUGAAGCUGCGGGUGACCGAGGGCUGGGACGAAGACGGCCACCACUCAGAGGAGUCGCUGCACUACGAGGGCCGUGCCGUGGACAUCACCACGUCGGACCGUGACCGCAGCAAGUACGGCAUGCUGGCGCGCCUGGCCGUGGAGGCCGGCUUCGACUGGGUGUACUACGAGUCCAAAGCCCACAUCCACUGCUCCGUGAAAGCAGAGAAUUCGGUGGCGGCCAAGUCCGGCGGCUGCUUCCCGGGCUCGGCCACGGUGCACCUGGAGCAGGGCGGCACCAAGCUGGUGAGAGAGCUGCGCCCCGGGGACCGCGUGCUGGCGGCCGACGACCAGGGCCGGCUGCUCUACAGCGACUUCCUCACCUUCCUGGACCGCGACGACGGCGCCAAGAAGGUCUUCUACGUGAUCGAGACGCGGGAGCCGCGCGAGCGCCUGCUGCUCACCGCCGCGCACCUGCUGUUCGUCGCGCCGCACAACGACUCCGCGGCCGGGGAGCCGGAGGCGCGGGCGGGCGCGGGGCCGCCGCCGGGGGCCGCGCCGGGGCGCCGGGCGCUCUUCGCCAGCCGCGUGCGCCCGGGCCAGCUCGUGUACGUGGUGGCGGAGGGCGGCGGGGGUCGCCGGCUCCUGCCGGCCGCCGUGCACAGCGUGACGCUGCGCGAGGAGGCCACGGGCGCGUACGCGCCGCUCACGGCGCAGGGCACCAUCCUCAUCAACCGGGUGCUGGCGUCGUGCUACGCGGUCAUCGAGGAGCACGGCUGGGCGCAUCGGGCCUUCGCGCCCUUCCGCCUGGCGCACGCGCUCCUGGCCGUGCUGGCGCCCGCGCGCACGGACCGCGGCGGGGCCGGCCACGGCGACGGCGCGGGCGGCGGCCACCUGCCCCUCCCCGCGCCGGGUGCGGCCGACGCGCCGGGCGCCGCGGGCGUCCACUGGUACUCGCAGCUUCUCUACCAAAUAGGCACCUGGUUGCUGGACAGCGAGGCCCUGCACCCGCUGGGCAUGGCGGUCCCGUCCAGCUGAAGGCUGGGGAGCCGGGGAGGGCGCGGGGGCGGGAGGGGGCGGGGGGCGGGGGGCGCGACAGCGAGGAACAGCAAAGGACACACGGAAAAGCGCACGGAAUGAGACUUUAAUUAUAAUAAUAAUUAAUAAUAAUAAUAAAGUAGGACAGUCCAAAGUAGACUAUAAGGAAACAGAGACCCCGGGAAGUUUUGUCGUCGUGCUUAGUUUAUAUAUAUUUUUUUGAAUUUUUUGGUUGUUUUAUUUUGUUUUGUUUUUUUUUUUUUCACCUCUCCUGGCUAUUUAUUUGUUUGGUAUGAAUAGAUGUUUUAAAUAAUAUGAACCGGACCUUCAAGAGCCUUAAAUAGUUUGUUUCUCGGAUAAUUUAUUAUUAUCAUGUGAACUGUACUCACGGGGGAAAGAUUAUUUUGUGAGGCCAAGCGACCCGCUCAGAGUCUAUUUUUCUACACGUCCCUCGCCCUAACUUUCAGAAAGCAAAACUCUGCACUCCGCACUCCUCCCUUCCACGCCUGCUUUUCGGCAAGAGUAAACUGAAACAUGCUUCAUGGGGGUCCACAAAUUAUAUUUUUAUACACAGAAUUGUAAAUUAGAUUUUUUGAGAGAUCAAUACUUAACUGAAUGACAUUUCAUUUUUGAAAUAGUGUAAAAUAUGAAAAUAUAUUAUUUUAAUUUAACUAGUUUCCAGUGUAACAGCCACCUCCUGUAUGUCUUCAAGGGUUAAUAUUUGCUCCAUCAUUUCCAUUUUGGCCAUGUUCUUGGAAGUCAAGACUGUUACACACACACACACACACACACACACACACACACACACACCGUUUUUCUUUUUUUCUCUUCUUUUCUUUUUUUCUUUUUUUUCCCUUUUCUUGGACAAACUGGAAGAACUCUGUUAUUUUUAACUUCAAAGAAUUUAUUAGAAAAUAAUAUUUUUUAAAAGCGCACAUAGUGAUAAGCCCACAAGAAUGGAGCCUGUAGUUUGUACAGAGAAAAACAAAGGAUGUUUUUGCAUUAAUAAAUUGAGAAAUUACUGCUGUAAAUUUACUAAAAUGUAUUUUUGAAUAUUUUGUAAUAGUUUUAUAGAAAUAAAAUGUGCCACGCACAGACUGGUUAGUAUAUAAUAACCAAGAACUCCUGUUGCAGCCCCGUUUUCUUUUCUGUUCUGGCUUCUUUGUCUGGGAAACCUGGUGCUGACAGGAGUGCCCAGCGUGACCUUUAGAUGUGUUGCUUAUACUGUGAAUUCAGAUCAGCUUAAGUAGGAAACCAAAGUAGGAAACCAGACCAGCUUGUUUAUUUGCACCGCUGGAGAGACCUCAGCUCUGUUCCUGUUUGUCGUGGGAGCGUGUCUGGGCACUCCAGAGGCUGGGGUGCUGUGUGCGGGAGCCGCUCUGCUCUCACCCCCCAG